Molecule: messenger RNA, 297 nt
Organism: Blepharisma stoltei
Lineage: Eukaryota; Ciliophora; Heterotrichea; Heterotrichida; Blepharismidae
Source: the annotation of a GenBank genome assembly
AUGCUUAUAAACGACAAAAAAGAAAUUGAUAAAUUGGGCGGUUUAAGCUCUCCUAACCCAGAAAAUGAUUAUUUAAGUGUUGAACAUAAAAAUUUGUCAGUCAAUUUUGCAGAGUUAGAUACUUUUAGAAGCACCAGCUCAUUCCAGAGAGAAAGCCAGCCUGAAGAAGAUUUAGACUCUAAAAUGCUUUUAUACUCAGAUGAAAAGGCAACAAUUUUAAAAUUUCUGAAUCAAGUGGCAGUGCAAAGUCACAAAUAUCAGUCGCUUCUUCCCAAAUUAAAUUUCUCACCAUGGUAA